GUUGCUGUUGAAGAUGAGACUUUAGAAAGAGCACCGAAAACUACAUUUCCCAUGAUGCCAUUCUUUAGCACGCAUGCGACCACGCCCUCGUUGCCACGGGAACUGAGGAGCCUACGUUCUUGGUUCAUCCUGCCGCUCUCGGUUCGCGGGGUACCGGGCUGGGCCGCACGCCGAGCACUCCGCGUUUGCGGGCCUGUCACGAUGCCCAGUGAAACUCUCUGGGAAAUUGCAAAAGCUGAAGUGGAAAAGAGAGGAAGUAAUGGAAAUGAAGGCGAUGGCGUUGAAAGUGGAGAAAAGUCUGUCUUCUUCAUUGGCAGUAAAAAUGGGGGAAAGACUACUAUAAUUCUAAGGUGUCUUGACAGGGACGAGCCAGCAAAGCCAACCUUAGCUUUGGAAUAUACGUAUGGAAGAAGAGCAAAAGGACAUAACACACCGAAAGAUAUCGCUCAUUUUUGGGAACUGGGUGGAGGAACCUCUUUAUUGGACUUAAUCAGCAUACCCAUCACAAGUGACACUUUGCGGACAUUUUCUAUUGUUCUUGUUCUGGAUCUUUCAAAACCUAAUGACCUUUGGCCAACCAUGGAAAAUCUGUUGCAAGCCACAAGAAGCCAUGUAGAUAAAGUGAUCAUGAAACUGGGAAGGACAAAUUCUAAAUCAGCUUCUGAAAUGAGACAGAAGAUAUGGAGUAACAUGCAGAAGGAACAUCCCGAUCGUGAGUUAAUUGACCCAUUUCCAGUACCUCUGGUCAUAAUUGGAAGUAAAUAUGAUAUUUUUCAGGAUUUUGACUCUGAGAAGAGAAAAGUAAUAUGCAAGACACUUCGAUUUGUUGCACAUUAUUAUGGAGCAUCAUUGAUGUUUACCAGUAAAUCAGAAGCUCUAUUACUAAAAAUACGUGGAGUUAUCAACCAGUUGGCAUUUGGCGUCGAUAAAAGCAGAUCGAUCUGUGUGGAUCAGAAUAAACCACUGUUUAUCACUGCAGGAAUGGAUUCUUUAUGUCAGAUAGGUCCUCCCCCUGUUCCUGAUAACGACAUUGGAAAGUUUCAUGCCCACACACCAAUGGAGUUGUGGAAAAAAGUGUAUGAACAGCUCUUUCCACCAAAGAGCAUGCGCACACUGAAAGAUGCCAGGGACCCCGCGCGAGACCCUCAGUAUGCCGAAAGCGACGUGGACGAGAUGAGGGUUCAGAAGGAUCAGGAACUGGAGCAGUACAAGAGAAAUGCUUCCAAGUCUUGGAAACAGAUUGAUCUUGACUUUUGAGCCUUACUCAGCUAUUAUAUUGAUUUUUCUUUUCUUUCCCAAGUUCAAGUAAGAUUAUUUUAUUAAUUAACUAUUGUGGCAAUCCGUGAAGAAAGUUAAGAGAUGUGACUGGUUAGAGCAAAAGCUCGAUUUUCUCUAAUGUGACUCCUUUCUGGAUGCUCUGAAGUCUUUUAAAAGGGAAAAAUAUUCAUGAGAAGCCACUUUGAAGAUAUCAAUAUGUAAUACAACCACCAUUGUUAAUUC
Chinchilla lanigera (long-tailed chinchilla) is the source of this 1500-nucleotide messenger RNA. It is a transcript of the gene Dync2li1, whose product is annotated as dynein, cytoplasmic 2, light intermediate chain 1. The record is from RefSeq and is a predicted model, not a curated record. Gene Ontology annotation, molecular function: dynein heavy chain binding. Lineage: Eukaryota; Metazoa; Chordata; Mammalia; Rodentia; Chinchillidae. Gene Ontology annotation, cellular component: cytoplasmic dynein complex; ciliary basal body; axoneme. The transcript is spliced from 13 exons. The coding region runs from base 52 to 1257 and encodes 401 amino acids. Gene Ontology annotation, biological process: intraciliary transport involved in cilium assembly; intraciliary retrograde transport.